Messenger RNA from Coprinopsis cinerea okayama7#130, 609 nucleotides. RefSeq lists its product as hypothetical. The record is from RefSeq and is a predicted model, not a curated record. NCBI's taxonomy places the organism in Eukaryota, Fungi, Basidiomycota, Agaricomycetes, Agaricales, Psathyrellaceae. The coding region runs from base 1 to 450 and encodes 149 amino acids. The transcript has 4 exons.
AUGAUCCUCUCCGAUCCCGACAGACAUAAUAUAGCACAGGUACCCAGAGACAAUCCCCCUUCCUACGAUUAUGCUAUCGACGCCUCCAAUUAUCCUAGUGACAAGCCUCGGCCAAAGAUAUACACCGGAAUCGACGAGAGCGAGCCCAUGAUACCCUACAACUACUCAGGACCUUCCUGCAAUACCCAGCCCACGUUCACCCCGACUCCGACGGUCUUUUACUACACCAACCCAGUAACGGGCGAGAGGAUCACGUCGUUCUUGCCACCAUCCCACCCAGAGAUGAUCUGCCUGCAGGCUGGGGAGCAUGUUCCGGAGACCAAGUAUGGGAUUCUGGGCAUUCUUGCUGCAGUCUUCUGGUUCCCUCUAGGCAUUGGCCUCUGUCUCCUGGACAAACGCGUCCGAUGCAGUCGAUGUGGUGUCCUCAUCGACGACGGUAUCUGUGGAUAACCCACAGAAACCCCCGUUUCACUAUUGUCCACGCAGACUGGACCUUUCGACCUUCAUUGCACAUACUGUCUUACUAUUAUGAACUAGUUUAUUUUUGAACGACCCCGUCACGACCCCCUGCAUGUAUUGUACCAUUUUUAUGACCCCACUAUUAUACCA